Penicillium oxalicum is the source of this 780-nucleotide messenger RNA. RefSeq names its product kinetochore Spc25 family protein. The transcript is spliced from 2 exons. The record is from RefSeq and is a predicted model, not a curated record. The coding region runs from base 1 to 780 and encodes 259 amino acids. Gene Ontology annotation, biological process: chromosome segregation. Gene Ontology annotation, cellular component: Ndc80 complex. Lineage: Eukaryota; Fungi; Ascomycota; Eurotiomycetes; Eurotiales; Aspergillaceae.
AUGGCUGCUUCUUUCGAGCCUUCACUUUCCACGAGUGGCAUGCGCCCGCCGCUUGCCUCGGCAGAUGCCCCCUCCAUGGCCGACUCGCUCCCCAGCAUCAAUUUCGGAUUCGAAGAUCUGCGCAAUCGCAUGGCGCAAUUUAGCGCUAAAUUCGAUGCAUUUAUCGAAAAGGGUCGCAAAAGAGUCUUGGAGGAGCGGAACCAAUUCCAUAUCAACCUUGCGGAACUACAGGAGGAUGAGCGUAUGCGCCAGCGAGACAUUGAAAUCCUCAAUCUCAAAGUUCAGACGCAUGAGCAAACACUGCAAAAAGAGGCCGCAGAAGCUGCAGAGAUGCACGCUGCGAUUUCUUCCAUCACCUUGGAGCGCGAUGCUCGACUCGCCAAGCGCGACCGCUUGAAGCAGCAGAUUGCGGAAACACAAAAGGCGAUUAAUCAGAAACUGGAAGCGCAAAAGCAGCACGCAAAACAACUGGAUGCCCAAUCCCGAUUGAACAUGCCCGAGCUUGAAUUCUGGCAGGAUUAUCUGUGUCUACGCAUCGAAGGGGCUGGACGGGAAGACCGGUUGAAGUUUGUGUAUAGUCACUUGUUAGAGAAAGACUGGGAGGCUGAAGCUUGGUUCGAGCUGGGCACCGCGAGUCGUGACUACGAAGUUUAUCACACGCGGCCCAAGGUUGAUAAGGAUGCUUUGGAGCGCGAAGUGGAUCUGGUCAACGAGGACCGAGACUUCGGCGCUUUCCUCAAGCGGAUGCGGAAACUGUUCGCAGAGACGAUGAACAAAUAA